GCCAAACUUUACCGCUUCAUAGUCAUGAAUGGGAGUGGAGCGACUGCGGUGGUGCAGGCAGCCUUCUGCGCUCCAAAGAAGGAGAAGGUGGCAAUUAAACGGAUCAAUCUUGAGAAGUGUCAGACGAGCAUGGAUGAACUCCUGAAAGAAAUUCAAGCCAUGAGUCAGUGCCAUCACCCCAACAUUGUAUCUUACUACACAUCAUUCGUGGUGAAAGAUGAGCUUUGGCUGGUGAUGAAGUUACUUAGUGGAGGCUCUGUUUUGGAUAUUAUAAAGCACAUUGUGGCCAAAGGAGAGCACAAGACUGGCGUCCUAGAUGAAGCCUGUAUAGCCACGAUCCUUAAGGAGGUGCUGGAGGGGCUGGACUACCUGCAUAAAAAUGGACAAAUCCACAGGGAUGUGAAAGCAGGAAAUAUUCUUCUUGGAGAAGAUGGCUCAGUGCAAAUUGCAGACUUUGGUGUUAGUGCAUUUCUGGCCACUGGUGGUGACAUUACCAGAAAUAAAGUCAGGAAAACUUUUGUGGGCACACCUUGCUGGAUGGCACCAGAAGUUAUGGAACAGGUCAGAGGAUAUGAUUUCAAGGCAGACAUCUGGAGCUUUGGGAUCACUGCUAUUGAACUGGCUACAGGGGCAGCUCCUCACCAUAAAUACCCGCCGAUGAAGGUUUUAAUGCUGACGCUACAGAAUGAGCCUCCAUCUUUGGAAACUGGUGUGCAAGAUAAGGAGAUGCUGAAGAAGUACGGGAAAUCAUUUAGGAAGAUGAUUUCAUCAUGCCUACAAAAAGACCCCGAAAAAAGACCGACAGCAGCAGAACUCUUAAGACACAAAUUUUUCACGAAAGCAAAGAAUAAAGAAUUUUUACAAGAGAAGAUGUUGCAGAGAGCACCAACAAUCACUGAAAGAUCCAAAAAGGUCCGGAGAGUCCCAGGUUCCAGCGGGCGUCUUCAUAAGACUGAAGAUGGUGGCUGGGAAUGGAGUGAUGAUGAACUAGAUGAAGAAAGUGAGGAAGGCAGAGCAGCAAUUUCACAGCUCAGGUCUCCCAGGGUGAAAGAACCUGUACAGAAUUCCGAGCUAUUCCCAUCAGCUGAGCCACCAGGUCCUUCACUCAAUGCUCCAGCACAGGCACCUACUCAACUACCUCAGGCUGCAGGACAAGUACCUGCACAACCUCAAACUGCUGUACCUCCACCUAGUCAGGCUCCUCCAGCAGCCCCAGCAGCAGCCCAGGCCCCACCUGCCCCUGCUGCAGCUCCGGUACAGGAAGAUACGAAAGUCCCCAUCAGCCUUGUACUAAGGUUAAGGAAUUCAAAAAAAGAGCUCAAUGAUAUCCGAUUUGAAUUUACCCCAGGGAGAGAUACUGCUGACGGUGUGUCUCAAGAACUCAUUUCAGCAGGUCUUGUCGAUGGCAGAGAUCUGGUAAUAGUUGCAGCUAAUUUGCAGAAAAUUGUGGAAGAGCCCCAAGCAAACAGAUCCGUCACUUUCAAACUGGCAUCUGGCGUUGAAGGCUCAGAUAUUCCUGAUGAUGGCAAACUUAUAGGAUUUGCACAGCUCAGCAUCAGCUAAACAAUGGUCCCAGGAGAUGUUUCCCAACUGAGAACCCACAUGUGCAUAUUCGUAAUGCUUCUGUUAGCCUAAAAAAAAAAAAAAAAAAACCACUACUGCCAAAGAAUUGAACUACAGCCCCCUUCC
Molecule: messenger RNA, 1689 nt
Organism: Egretta garzetta (little egret)
Lineage: Eukaryota; Metazoa; Chordata; Aves; Pelecaniformes; Ardeidae
Gene: OXSR1
Product: oxidative stress responsive kinase 1
Exons: 18
Coding region: 25-1563 (512 amino acids)
Biological process (GO): protein phosphorylation
Molecular function (GO): protein serine/threonine kinase activity; ATP binding
Source: RefSeq, a predicted model, not a curated record